Molecule: messenger RNA, 1287 nt
Organism: Arxiozyma heterogenica
Lineage: Eukaryota; Fungi; Ascomycota; Saccharomycetes; Saccharomycetales; Saccharomycetaceae
Gene: RMT2
Product: protein-arginine N5-methyltransferase
Exons: 1
Coding region: 1-1287 (428 amino acids)
Biological process (GO): peptidyl-arginine methylation
Cellular component (GO): nucleus; cytoplasm
Molecular function (GO): protein arginine N5-methyltransferase activity
Source: RefSeq, a predicted model, not a curated record
AUGUCUGAAUUACAUCAUUUAUUAACAUUUCCUAAAAGACCAAUCAAUGAAAAAAGUUAUGUUGUUCCAUUAACUGAAUUUCUAAAGGCAGGCAUCCCUGCCACUUACACAUUAGAACAAAUAAUAGCCUUUGAAAAGAGCAACUCGAACAACAAUACCAAUGAGAAGGAAGAAUCUGAUGAAAAGGAAAAGAAUGAAGAAAUAGAAAAUGAUGACGAUAAUAAUUCCAAUACCACUCCAUUGCAUAUCUUAGCUAGAUCGUUGCCUAAAGAUUUAACAUCAGAAGAAACCGACAUCGUGUUGAAAUUAAUGAACGUGCUGUUUGAAUAUGGUGCAGGUUGGAAUUUCUUAGACUAUGAAAAUAAAACUGUAGGCGACCUUUUAUUAUUGAACGGUCAGUCUAAGGAUGGCCCCUUAUAUCAACGUCUUGUGGAGGCAGGUGUCGGUGCAGAAUUGCUUCUACGUAAGAUUGACGAUAAUAAUAUACAGUUUUUAGAUGAUUAUGAUAUUGAAAAGGAAGAAGGACACUGCCUAGUUGAUCACGCAGAAGAAAUUGCUAAUGAUAAUACUAGUGACAACUCCAAUGAAAAUACUGAUAAUGACGCUACUGCCGGUGAUCAAAUGACUUAUUUAAACACCGAAUUGGAAUAUACAAAAGAUUCCCUUGUUACAAAGAAUAACAGAGAUGGUGUCAUGAUGGAAUGGGAGGAUCAAAUCAUGAAAUUAGCUGCUGACACUUUGUUCUCAUCUCCUGCUUUAGAGGCUAACAACGAUGCCAUUGUCUUAAAUAUUGGGUUUGGUAUGGGGAUAAUAGACACAUACAUUCAAACUAAAGCACCCAAAUUACAUUAUAUAUGUGAGGCUCAUCCUGAUGUAUUGGCAAAGAUGAGAAAAGAUGGUUGGUAUGAUAAACCAAAUGUGGUCAUUUUAGAAGGUAGAUGGCAAGACACUUUAAAUAGACUGUUGGACCAAGGUGAUGUCUUCUUUGAUGGUAUAUACUAUGACACUUUUAGUGAACAUUAUCAGGAUAUGUUGGAUCUAUAUGAUGUCAUUGUGGGGUUAAUCAAGCCUGAGGGGAUAUUCUCUUUUUUCAAUGGACUUGGUGCCGAUAGAGAAAUAUGCUAUGAUGUUUAUAAAAAAAUUGUUGAGAUAGAUGUUGCUACUUAUGGAAUGAAAUGUGAAUUCACCACUGUUGAUAUCACAAAAAUUUUACCAAAUUGGCAAAAUGUUAAAAGAUCUUACUAUAAUUGUAAUUAUUACUAUCAUCCAUGUAUAUCAUUUAUAUAA